AUGGGCAAUUGCAUGGAGACAUACACCAUGAAGCCAAUGGAGAUGGAGCAACAAAAGGAAGAAGAAACAAAAACAACUAUUAAUGAUGAUAAUAAAGGGAAAAAUGGUGUAAGCAUGAAGAUUGUGUUGACAAAAGAAGAGCUUAAAUGGCUAAUAUUUCAACUCAACAACAAAGGGAUGAAAGUGGAACAAGUGCUUCAAGAGAUAGAGAAAGGUAGACAAAAAAUUGAGGAGGGAUGGAAACCUUCUUUAGAGAGCAUCUUGGAAGCCCCUGAAAUUCUUGAGAUCAAUUGA
Messenger RNA from Trifolium pratense (red clover), 294 nucleotides. RefSeq lists its product as uncharacterized. NCBI's taxonomy places the organism in Eukaryota, Viridiplantae, Streptophyta, Magnoliopsida, Fabales, Fabaceae. The record is from RefSeq and is a predicted model, not a curated record. Bases 1 to 294 code for a protein of 97 amino acids. The transcript has a single exon.